UCUAGUGACUAGUAAUAAUGACUAUUGGCAGAAACAGACCAUUAAAUUUUGACCAAGACCAUUACUGACCAUUAAUGACUAUCGGCAGACAGACCAUUAAAUUUUGACCUAUAGCUUGUUUUAAGUUCGAGUUUGCGCUGCUGCCCGGUGGAGACGAACGGCAUGAAUGUUCAGAAAUGCCACAAAUUUCAAUAUCCCAGUAACACCGACUAAAUAAAUCAUCGCUUAUCAGUUGACUUACAGAUAAAACAUUCUAAAAUAGGUACUGACCCAACUCAAAUCAAGGGAUCCAGCAGAGUAAUGUGUCCAUUGGAUCUAUUCCCAAAAUGGCAAAAUACACCGCUGUUUGAAACACUCUAAAAUAUUAUCAUCCCAAGAGAUUUGUUGCAUCCAAAAAAGCACAUAUUCAGCAAUGGCAAAGGAGCAGAAGACAUCCGAAAGCUCUUUGGAGGUUGUUAGAGGAUGGCUGGAAGAGAUGGCAAACAAAUUGCCUUCAUCCAUCGAUGACUUGCCGACAGGCUUCUACGACGCUCUUCUUCUGCAAGGCCUGCAAGUCGACCUUGCAGAGCAUGGACGCCUUCUCUGCACUCUCAAAGUUCCUCCACGCCUCCUGAACGUAGGGAAUUUUCUUCAUGGAGGAGCUACUGCAGCAUAUGUUGAUAUUAUAGGUAGUGCAGCAAUAUUCACUACAGGGGCUAAAUCAUCCGGUGUUUCAGUUGAAAUCAAUGUCUCAUAUCUUAAUGCUGCAAAGUUGGGGGAGGAGAUUGAAAUUGAAGCCAAGGUUCUCCGGAUUGGCAAGGCAAUUGCCUUUGUUACCGUUGACUUGAGGAAGAAGAAUACAGGGGAACUGAUUGCCCAGGGACGUCACACAAAGUACCUUGCCGUGACUAGUAAAUUGUAACUUUCUCAAAUCAGUGACUUUAAAUCUAUCUUUCCUUGGUCUUUUCUAAGCCAACUAUGUUAUAAGAAAUAAAAUGGAAAGGAACCAUAAACAAAAUGGCAAGGAACUAUAACAUUGCAAAUCCAAUUUUUAAGAAAUGACACAUUGUAAGCCAUUUUUGGCCUGCCAAGCAAGCCGACAAAAACAUAAAGAAAUAGAAGCAAUCAUGUCCAUCAUCUAGCAACCAUGUCAUCAAGUUCAUAAUAAUUCAUAUUUAUUCUGUCUUUUAAUCAUUUACCCCAAACUCUCCACUGUGAUGAAGUUCUGUUUAGUCUCUUUCCUGGGGAUCAUCCACAGAUUUUGUACUAUAUAUUUUACAUUUUCUGUUGCGUUUAAAGAAUGUGAUUAAUGAAACUGAAAAUGUUUGGCAGUUAAGGAAUUGGUGUGUGAACAUUGUUUAUAGCUUAUCAACUCUGAACGAUGAAUCUUAAUAUAUCUCUGUACUCCAGAGAAUUUUUAUUUUUA
Molecule: messenger RNA, 1405 nt
Organism: Cryptomeria japonica (Japanese cedar)
Lineage: Eukaryota; Viridiplantae; Streptophyta; Pinopsida; Cupressales; Cupressaceae
Exons: 3
Coding region: 413-901 (162 amino acids)
Molecular function (GO): fatty acyl-CoA hydrolase activity
Source: RefSeq, a predicted model, not a curated record